AUGAUGAAGCUCGUGGUUCUCGCUCUCUGCCUGGCUUACGCCUACAGCUGCGGCGUUCCAGCCGUGCAGCCCAUCCUGUCCAGAGUGGUGGGUGGCAUCGACGCGCGGGCAAACAGUUGGCCAUGGCAGAUUUCCCUGCAGUACCAAGGAACCAGCGGAGCUUGGGGACACACAUGCGGAGGUACUCUGAUCGCUGACAACUGGGUGCUGACUGCCGCUCACUGUAUCAGCUCCGGACGCGUCUACAGAGUCGUGGUCGGAAAGCACAACCUGAAGGAUGAGGAGGAAGGAUCUGCCGCCAUCUCUCCCGAGAAGAUCAUUGUGCACGAGAACUGGAACUCCUUUUUCAUUCUUAAUGACAUCGCUCUGAUCAAGCUGUCUGAGCCUGUGCAGCUGAGCCACAGCGUGCAGCCCGCCUGUCUGCCAGCUAGCGGCGCCCUCCUGGCACAGGACUUCCCCUGCUAUGUCACCGGAUGGGGACGUCUGUACACUAAUGGACCCAUUGCUGACAAUCUCCAGCAGGCUCUUCUGCCCGUGGUCGAUUAUGCUACCUGCAGCAAGUCUGACUGGUGGGGCUUCCAAGUGAGAACCACUAUGGUCUGCGCCGGAGGUGACGGAAUCGUGUCUGGAUGCAAUGGAGACUCUGGCGGUCCUCUGAACUGUCAGGCUGCCGGUGGAGCCUGGGAAGUCCAUGGCGUUGUCAGCUUCGGCUCCGGAGUCAGCUGCAACUAUGAGAAGAAGCCCACCGUCUUCACCCGUGUGUCCGCCUACAAUGACUGGAUCAACAACAAAAUCAUCAGCAACUAAGAAGCGUCUUCCAGAGCCGUCCUCCGGCCGCGGCCGCACAUCUUGGCGAGAUGCACAAUGUAAUAACGUUAUAAAACAAUAAAGAAAUAUCAACUCUGUUGUAAA
Molecule: messenger RNA, 912 nt
Organism: Bufo bufo (common toad)
Lineage: Eukaryota; Metazoa; Chordata; Amphibia; Anura; Bufonidae
Product: chymotrypsin-C-like
Exons: 8
Coding region: 1-807 (268 amino acids)
Biological process (GO): proteolysis
Molecular function (GO): serine-type endopeptidase activity
Source: RefSeq, a predicted model, not a curated record